Oncorhynchus nerka (sockeye salmon) is the source of this 900-nucleotide messenger RNA. Its product is annotated as kin of IRRE-like protein 3. NCBI's taxonomy places the organism in Eukaryota, Metazoa, Chordata, Actinopteri, Salmoniformes, Salmonidae. Gene Ontology annotation, cellular component: plasma membrane; cell-cell junction. The transcript is spliced from 8 exons. The record is from RefSeq and is a predicted model, not a curated record. Bases 1 to 900 code for a protein of 299 amino acids. Gene Ontology annotation, biological process: cell-cell adhesion; synapse assembly. Gene Ontology annotation, molecular function: cell adhesion molecule binding.
AUGACUUCAGCAUCAAAAUGGGCCAAAGGGGGCAGCAUCAUCAGAGAGGUGUCAGGUGACACCUAUGAGGUCAUUGUGGACCACUCCUUCUUCACCGAGCCUGUCUCCUGUGAGGUCACCAAUGCCCUGGGCAGUACCAACAUCAGCAGGAACGUGGACGUCUACUUUGGGCCCAGAAUGGCUGCUGAGCCACAGUCCCUACAGGUGGACCAGGGAUCAGAUGCUAUCUUCAACUGUGCCUGGACAGGAAACCCCUCCCUCACCAUCGUGUGGAUGAAACGCGGCUCUGGAGUGGUGCUUAGCAAUGAGAACAUCCUGACGCUAAAGGCGGUGAGGCAGGAGGAUGCUGGGAAGUACGUAUGCCGGGCGGUGGUCCCCCGAGUUGGAGCUGGAGAGAAGGAAGUGUCCCUCACUGUGAAUGGUCCUCCCACUAUCUCCAGCACCCAGACCCAGCAAGUCCUCUACGGGGAGAAGGGGCAGAUCAAGUGUUUCAUCCGCAGCACUCCUCCUCCCGACCGCAUUGCCUGGUCGUGGAAAGAGACAGUCUUGGAGUCGGGGACGUCUGGCCGAUACACAGUGGAGACAGUGAGCACUGAGGAGGGGGUCAUCUCCACCCUCACCAUGAGUAACAUCGUCCCUGCUGACUUCCAGACAAUCUAUAACUGCACCGCCUGGAACAGCUUUGGGUCCGACACAGAGAUAAUUCGACUGAAGGAACAAGGUACACCAACUCCCGUUUUUAAGCCCUGUCUAAGCUGGGGCUUUGGUACCGGGGACCUUCAGAAAAGUAUUGUGAGGCCUGUGGGUCUCCUAAAGCAAAACAACUACAAUGAGCAGCAAUGGCUCAGCCGCGAAGUGGUAGGCCACACAAGAUCUCAGAAUGGGACCACCGAGUGCUGA